UGGACCACAGUUUAUCCCUCUCAGAUUUCUUCACUUGGUCGUUUUCCAGUGUUUUUUCUCCCCGUCUCUCUCGCUCUGCCACUUAACCUAGAUUCAACAAUUGGCGACUCGGUGUUUAGACUGUGUUUUUUUAAUAGCCUCCCACGACAGGCGCUAAACUGUCACUCUGAGGAUACGAGCUUGAGCGCAUCCAUCCGAGGGCUUUCGGGAGAAAAAAAAUAUGCGUUAUCGAGCUGAUGUUGUGCGGUAAUGUAGGAAACUACAGACGGGGAGGCUGAUGCACACCUUUUGGAGCUGCUCUCAUCUCCGACAGGUGUGCGAUUGCGAGCAGAGCGGAUCCGGCUUCGGCGCAAAGUGCCCGUUUUAUCCGCGCAGACGGGCGUCCUGGUUAAGUGUCCAACUAUUUGGGCAAAACGCCGAGUGCGUCUAAACAUGUGGACCGGAGACGCAUGCAACAGAGAUCCCUGAGCAAGAGGAAGAGCCGACACCGAGCAAAUAUGGGACUUUUUGUGCUUUUCAGAUGGCUUGUGUUCACAGUGGUGGUGCCCUCCUGGCUGCUUGCUGUUCCAAGCGGCAUCCGUGAGCGUCCCUGCCCCCAGAGCUGUCGAUGUGAUGGGAAAAUAAUAUACUGCGAGUCCAAUGCCUUCCGUGACGUGCCAAACAACGUGUCUGUCGGCACACAGGGCCUGUCUCUGCGUUAUAACAGCCUGGUGAGCCUUAGAGCCCACCAGUUUGCGGGCCUCAGUCAACUAGUUUGGCUCUAUCUCGACCACAACUACAUCAAUGCCGUGGAUGGCCAGGCUUUCCACGGGAUAAGGAGGCUCAAAGAACUGAUUCUCAGCUCCAAUAAGAUCACACAGCUGAAAAACAACACUUUCCACGACGUCCCGAAUUUGCGUAACCUCGACCUUUCCUACAACAAACUGCAGGUCCUCCAGCCUAAUCAGUUCUGGGGUUUACGGAAGCUACUCAGUUUACACUUGAGGUCAAACUCCCUAAAAACAGUCCCGAUGCGCGUUUUCCUCGACUGCCGUAACCUGGAGUUCCUCGAUAUUGGCUACAACAGGUUGAGAAGCCUCACACGUAAUGCCUUCGCGGGACUCCUGAAGCUCAUCGAGCUCCAUUUGGAGCACAACCAGUUUUCUAAGAUAAAUUUCGCUCAUUUCCCUCGCCUGACUAACCUGCGGGCUCUCUAUCUGCAGUGGAACCGCAUCAAACUGCUAACGCAGGGCCUGCCGUGGAUGUGGACUUCCUUGCAAAAGUUGGACCUCUCAGGAAAUGAGCUCCAAGUGUUGGAUCCGAGCACAUUUCAAUGCCUGCCCAACCUUCAGACUCUCAACCUGGACUCCAACAAGCUCACUAACAUCUCUCAGCAGACAGUGGAUGCUUGGAUCUCCCUCACAACCAUCAGUUUGGCCGGUAAUUUGUGGUACUGUAACCCCAACGUUUGCCCUCUGGUGUCCUGGCUCAAAGCCUUCAAGGGUAACAAGGAGUUUACAAUGAUAUGUACCAGCCCUAAGGAGGCACAAGGAGAGAAGGUUACAGAUGUGGUGGAGACCUACAACAUCUGUACCGCAACUCCGACCCCUAUCCCCUCAACGACAUUGCCCCUCACAACGGCGUUUCAGCCUGAGCUGAAACCGCUCCCCACGCAGUCUGCAGUGGAUAAAAAGCUAACCUGGAACAGGACAGCCUCUCCAACUCCUUCCGAGGCCUCCCCCACCAUCCCAUUACCAGACACCGAGUACGUGUCCUUCCACAAGAUCAUAGCCGGUAGCGUGGCUCUCUUCUUAUCUGUGGCUAUAAUUCUGCUGGUUAUCUAUGUGUCGUGGAAGCGCUAUCCCAGCAGCAUCAAACAGCUUCAGCAGCGCUCGGCGGUUAAGAAGCGCCAGAAAAAGGCACGGGAGACCGAGCGCUCCUUUAAUUCACCACUGCAAGAGUACUAUGUGGACUACAAGCCUUCACACUCAGAGACUAUGGAUGUGCUGGUUAAUGGGACAGGACCUUACACAUACACCAUCUCAGGCUCCAGGGAAUGUGAGGUACCGCGGCAGCUGAGUGCUCUGACAUUGUACAGGUGUGAGCAGUCGGUUCUGGAUUACUGCCAUACCCACCUGUCGCUGCACCUCAAUGUGGGCAUGGAGCCCUCCACUCAGGCGCAGGGAGGUCCAGGGCCAGCAUUGUACCAACCCAGCCUAAUGGCUGCCCUCCCCUCAAAGCCUGUGCUGCCUUGCCCCCAGACCCACUCCCACCACCACUGAGCUGUGCACACCACGAGGCUCUGUCUCCAAACGUCAGCUGCACACAAUCACAGAACUGCUCAUACGAAAUAAAAGGCUGUGUGGGAGGAAGCUGGGACUGGUAAAGAA
This is a messenger RNA of Oreochromis aureus, 2369 nucleotides long. RefSeq names its product leucine-rich repeat transmembrane neuronal protein 4. The transcript has 3 exons. The record is from RefSeq and is a predicted model, not a curated record. Lineage: Eukaryota; Metazoa; Chordata; Actinopteri; Cichliformes; Cichlidae. Gene Ontology annotation, molecular function: protein binding. The coding region runs from base 450 to 2261 and encodes 603 amino acids.